Messenger RNA from Argiope bruennichi, 1753 nucleotides. Its product is annotated as gastrula zinc finger protein XlCGF7.1-like. The transcript is spliced from 2 exons. Lineage: Eukaryota; Metazoa; Arthropoda; Arachnida; Araneae; Araneidae. Gene Ontology annotation, biological process: regulation of transcription by RNA polymerase II. The record is from RefSeq and is a predicted model, not a curated record. The coding region runs from base 331 to 1242 and encodes 303 amino acids. Gene Ontology annotation, molecular function: DNA-binding transcription factor activity; RNA polymerase II cis-regulatory region sequence-specific DNA binding.
CUAUGUCUGGAAAUACACUCAAUUUUCACGCUUUGAUUUUUCUUCAAUAACUCUCAAUUUUGAAACAUGUCAGAUCAAUAUACAAUUUUUGUUUCUGCUAUUACUGUUGAAACGACUCAAUAGCUGACAUAUCUAUCAUAAAUUCAACUGAUGUUCUGACACAAAUGGUAAGAUGGGUAGCCAGCUGUCUAAUAAGGUGUCCAGAUACAGUGGCAAUGUAUAGUGUCCAUUCUUUGCGACCAAACAGAAAUUUAUGUUAUUUAUAUACAGAUUAGAAGCAAAUUAUCAUUGCUUCGACUUUAGCUCACUUAUUGCCGGAAAACAUUGAGGAUGGAGGCAACUUUCAUGAAGGAUGAAACGAAUGUCUUAAUUGCCAUGCCUGUUGGAACAGCUGGUGGUAAUACGAAUUUAAAAACCCAAACUCAAGCAAUCAGAAAAACUUUCACAUGUGACGUCUGUGGUAAAGAACUUCACAAAUGUCACGUCAAGAGCCAUCUUCGUACGCACACAAAAGAAAAGCCAUACUCAUGCCAAAUAUGCAAUAAGGAAUUUUCUCAGAUAUGCAAUUUAAACCAACAUCUACGCACUCAUACAAAAGAGAAGCCUUAUUCUUGUGAUGUAUGCAAUAAACAAUUUACUCAGAAAUGUCAUUUAAAUAGGCAUUAUCAAACUCAUACAAACGAAAAGCCUUAUUUUUGUGACGUGUGCGGAAAAAAUUUUUCUCAGAAAGGUAAUUUAAAUGAGCAUUAUCGAACUCAUACAAAUGAGAAACCUUAUUCGUGUGAUGUAUGCGGAAAAGAAUUUUCUCGGAAAAUUUGUUUUAAGAAUCAUUUAUUUACUCAUUCUGAGGAAAAGCCUUUUUCUUGUGAUGUAUGCAGUAGAGAGUUUUCUCAGAAAUCUCAGUUGCAUAAGCAUUAUCAAACUCAUUCAACCGAAAAGCCGUAUUCUUGUCAAAUAUGCUGCAAGGAAUUUUCUCAGCAACGUUAUUUAAAGAAACACUCUCGUAUUCAUACAAAUGAAAGGCCAUUUUCUUGUGACGUAUGUGGUAAACGUUUUACCCAGAAAACACAUUUAAUUUGUCAUUCUAGAACUCAUAAAAGUAAAAAUAAAUUUUCCUGCAAAGUGUGCAAUGAAGAAUUUUCGGAGAAAUGCCAACUAAGUGAACAUUAUCUGACUCAUACAAAUGGAAAACCUUUUUCUGUGUUGUAUAUAUUUAAAAAGAUUCCCAGAAAAACUAUUUAAUUUCACUUUAUCAUACCUUCACAAAUGAAUAAUUUCUAUCUCUUAAUUAGUGUAGGGAAGAACUACUUUCUCCCUACAUUUCAAGAAGCAUUUCGACCUCAUGAGGGGGAGGGGGACGAAAUGUUCGCGUAUAAGCUGAAAAGAAACUUAAUCAAACAUUAUUUAAGAAACGAAAUUAUGUCUCAUUAAUAUGUGUAGAAAAGAAUUUAAAGAUAAAAUAAGCAAGAUUUUAUAUUAUCUUAUUUAUAUACGCUGCAUCAGAAACAACUCAUGCAAUGUGGACGUGGUGAUAUUUAACGCCCAACGUUGUAGGAUGAUGCGUUUCGAAUUAACGAUGCCUUUUCUGCUAAUUAUGUCUUUAUUCAUACAGAAAAUUAUGUCUUUUUCUGAUUAAUUUUGAAUCAAUAAAAAAUAUUAAGAAGAUUUUUUAAUAGAAUAUAGAUAAAUUUGAACAAACCAAUUACUAAUUAACUAAGCAAUUGCUAAUUUUCCAUUUUUUCCCCCGUUUUUU